GUUUUGGACCCCGUGGUGGCAAAUGAUCUUUCGCCAUUAUGCGAGCAGAUGUCGAGCCUUUCUCUUAGCAAACUGGAGGAUAACGAUGCAAACGCAGCGCAUAGGGGUGAUAGUACCGCGCAAGAUGUUGACUGUCACGAGUCUACCGAAAAAUCCGACACCCGCCACACUUCAUUAUCCAGAAUGGGUAGAGAGCGCGCUCCGUUUGGAAAAGGGCUGUUCCAAAUGCUAGCCGCUCUCAAACACAAGGAUGAACAAUUCGCCACACCAUCUCCGAUGGUGAAAUCUCCAUUCACCGAACCUGCGUCUUCCUUGGUAUCUCGGAGUUUCGAUCACAAAGAAAAUAGUUCUUGCGAUGAGAUGAGUCCAUCAAGCUCCUCAACUGAUCCCUGUGCGGAUGUUUCAUCAUCGAUCAACAUAAGCAAAUCGACAGCGGUAGAUAGUCAAGUUCCAGAUGCAUUAUCACAGGAAAAGCAAGUAGAUGAGCAGGAGAGCGUACUGGACGGUCUUGUGUUUCCGGAGUGCAGCGAGGAUCUCAAACGAUAUCUGGAUUUCAUCAGAAAAAUAGUCGCAACGUAUAAUCUGGAGUACAAUAUUCAACCCAAGGCAAGCUUUUGA
Cylicostephanus goldi is the source of this 618-nucleotide messenger RNA. The record is from the annotation of a GenBank genome assembly. Lineage: Eukaryota; Metazoa; Nematoda; Chromadorea; Rhabditida; Strongylidae.